AUAGUAAUUUGCAGUUUCAGAGCACAUGCACGCCUUGCUCGCUGCGUUUUGUUGCUCCGCUGUACCUGCUGGGAAUUUACCUUGUCAUUGCCUGGGGUAUCUUCCACCCGCCACAAAAUCAGAAAAGUUGUGUUCUUUAACACCAAAGAGGACUGGCUUUCUGGGGCUGAUUCUGUGACAUUGGAAUUCAAAGAAGAGACGCUCCAGAGAAAUACGCUAUGACUAAAAGCAAUGGAGAAGAGGCCAGGAUGGGGGGCAGGAUGGAGAGAUUCCAGCAAGGAGUCCGUAAACGCACACUCUUGGCUAAGAAGAAAGUGCAGAACAUCACAAAGGAGGAUGUUAAAAGUUACCUAUUUCGGAAUGCUUUUGUGCUGCUCACUGUCACCGCCGUCAUUGUGGGUACAAUCCUUGGGUUUGCCCUGCGACCAUACAAAAUGAGCUACCGGGAAGUCAAGUACUUCUCCUUUCCUGGGGAGCUUCUGAUGAGGAUGCUACAGAUGCUGGUGUUACCACUCAUCAUCUCCAGUCUUGUCACAGGAAUGGCGGCCCUAGAUAGUAAGGCGUCAGGGAAGAUGGGGAUGCGAGCCGUAGUCUAUUACAUGACUACCACCGUCAUUGCCGUGGUGAUUGGCAUAAUCAUUGUCAUCAUCAUCCAUCCUGGGAAGGGCACAAAGGAAAACAUGCACAGAGAAGGCAAAAUUGUACAAGUGACAGCUGCAGACGCCUUCCUGGACUUGAUCAGGAAUAUGUUCCCUCCAAAUCUGGUGGAAGCCUGCUUUAAACAGUUUAAAACCAACUAUGAGAAGAAAAGCUUUAAAGUGCCCAUCCAACCCAAUGACACACUUGUGGGCGCCGUGGUAAACAAUGUGUCAGAGGCCAUGGAGACGCUGACGAGGAUCAAGGAGGAGUUAGUCCCAGUCCCAGGGUCUGUGAACGGGGUGAAUGCCUUGGGACUCGUUGUCUUCUCCAUGUGCUUCGGAUUCGUGAUUGGAAACAUGAAGGAGCAGGGGCAGGCCCUGAGAGAGUUCUUUGACUCGCUUAACGAAGCCAUCAUGCGUCUGGUGGCCGUGAUAAUGUGGUACGCCCCUCUGGGCAUCCUCUUCCUGAUUGCAGGGAAAAUUGUUGAGAUGGAAGACAUGGGAGUGAUUGGGGGACAGCUGGCCAUGUACACAGUGACAGUCAUCGUGGGCUUACUCAUCCACGCCGUCAUUGUCCUGCCCCUCCUCUACUUCUUGGUAACACGGAAAAACCCAUGGGUUUUCAUCGGAGGGUUGUUGCAAGCACUCGUCACAGCUCUAGGCACCUCCUCCAGCUCUGCCACCCUACCCAUCACCUUCAAGUGCCUGGAAGAGAACAAUGGUGUGGACAAACGUGUCACCAGAUUCGUGCUCCCAGUGGGGGCCACCAUUAACAUGGAUGGGACCGCCCUCUAUGAGGCUUUGGCUGCCAUUUUUAUUGCUCAAGUUAACAACUUCGAACUGAACUUUGGACAGAUUAUCACCAUCAGCAUCACAGCCACGGCGGCCAGUAUUGGGGCAGCUGGGAUCCCUCAGGCGGGCCUGGUCACUAUGGUCAUCGUGCUGACAUCCGUGGGCCUGCCCACUGACGACAUCACGCUCAUCAUCGCGGUGGACUGGUUCCUGGAUCGGCUUCGCACCACAACCAAUGUCCUGGGAGACUCCCUGGGAGCCGGCAUUGUUGAACACUUGUCCCGACAUGAACUGAAGAACCGGGAUGUCGAAAUGGGUAACUCAGUGAUCGAAGAGAAUGAAAUGAAGAAACCAUAUCAGCUGAUUGCCCAGGAAAGCGAAAUCGAGAAACCCAUCGACAGUGAAACCAAGAUGUAGACGGACAUAAGAAAAUGUUUCCUUGAGCACCCGGUGUUUGAAAACCGCUAUGACAUGUCUCCAUCUCGUUACAACUCAUUCUCUCCAGUAAGCCCCCUACCUCCCUUUUCCUCUCUACCCUGAUAGGAUUGGGAAGAAUUCAUCCCAAAACAAGGGAGGUAUUUGCAGUGGCCCAAAUGUGUAGUUCUCAUCCCACGUUUGAAAUGUUUCCAUCAUGUCAUGCUAGUCUUAUCUAUUAAGGUCCUGCGAUCAGAAAUGGUCUUGGAUCUUAAAAGUUGAUGUGGCACACAAUCCUGUAAAUGUGAUUAUUCUUAUAAAUUAAAGCGUCAAAACGAAUAGUAAGCUGAAGACAUAGUUUUAAAUCAACCUUCAAAAUUUAAAAAUCCUUCAGGAUACAAUUCAGUUUUAGUAUCAGAACACAGCAACCUGAUAAGCAGUGGGUUCUCAGUUGGACAUUGGAAGAGGUUUUUUUUUUUUCCUCCCAUUCUCUUGAGAUUUGUGUCUUUAUUUUACCAGUAGCAGGACAAUAGAAAUACACAACUAGCACAGCCGUGAGGAGGCAUGUAAAGUGAAAUUUCCCUGUGGCUGUGGGCAAGUCUCAUCUCUAGGUCUCAGUGUUUUCAUCUGCAAAAGGAACGAGUUGCCUAGAUGUCCUUAUGGUUGAUUCUAGCCCAGAGGUACUGAGGCGCCAUGGAAGAGCCUGCCCUCUACUCCCCCUUGGAACAUCCCAUGGCAAGUAUUCCACAGAGCAUGGGACUUUCAGAAGAGAGUUGUUGGGAAUGACCAUUUCUAGGGAGGGGCAGGGUGGCUGUGCAGUUUACCAGGUUCCAUGUCCAGAAUGGCAGAGUCAGCAGGCUGGAGGCCAUUCCAGGAGUGGAUGUGUUCCCCCAAACUCUGCCUUGAUCUUCCCAACAGGGGAUCCAUUCCCUUCUUACCCACUCUUCCCAAACUAAAGGGAACCAUGCUAGGAAGAGUGUCUCCCACCACUCCUCAACUGAUGAUAGACCUUUAGAAAAUACCACGCAAGACUAGCAACUAGCCAGCAUGCUCAUGGUCUUACUAUGGAACACUAAAGAGCCAGCCAGGAAAGAAUGGAGCAUGGUUGAUGUGAUAAAGAGAGGAUUUUAGAAUACCAAGGUUAUACGUCAUCUUUAAGGAAGAGUUUUUUAGAAGGAGAGAUUCUUAAAAGAAAAAAAAAAAAAAACCUGAAACUUUUUCUCUUCAGUUCAAAAAUCAUUCCCUAAGGAAGUCUGCAAAUCAAAAUAUAAGGUCACAUAUAUUUUCAAGUCAAAUCAAUGAGCUCUCUCUACUAGAGGCCCAUGAGCUGCAUGGGUGGUCUCUUAUUUGAAAAAGUUUUUUUUUUUUUUUUUUUACUAUAAUCAAAAGUUCUUAGAAUGAGAGAAACAGGAUAUUUCUUUGUGUUGGAAUUCCACUCACCAAAUCUUUCGAAACCUUCAGCUGGAAUGGGAAUUAUUUUGGUUUUGUUUGUGUCCCUGGGAGAAAUGGUAGAAGGAGCAUCAGUAUGAAGCCACAUCAGUGGGGUUCCAAGAGGGGAGAAAAAAAGAGGCCUUAGUUUCAGGUGAGGCAGCUACCAGGUUUAAAGGAGAUUAAUAUUUGUACUCUAAGGAAUAUCCAGUCAAAGAUGCAGAGUGGGAGCUGUCAGACAAUACCAGCUGUGUUUGAAUUACUCAUGUAAAUGGUGAAGAAUGGACUUAAUUAUGCUAACAGACUGAAAAUCUAGACCUCCAUCCUCUGAUACACAAUUAGAGAUGUUUUUAUAUAGAUCGCGAGCAUUAUGUGUGUACAAAAGUUAACGUUAGGCUGUGGUGGAGUAACAAUUUAAUGUCAAGGCUCUAUUUGGGAAAUACACUACAGAAGUUAAUGUACAAGGCUGUGAUCUUAUGACACCAGUAGAGCAAAAUGUAAUCGUGUCAGGUUAAUUCUGUUACACAGUGUGAUUUUUUUUUUUAUAUACUAACCAUUUCUUACGGAAAGCAGGUCCUUCGGGAUGACCCUCUCGCCAGCCCAUCACGGGCUCUGCAUAUUACAUGCAGCCGGUGUGGACUGAGAAGCAUUACUUUGUAGAUGUGUUUUCAAUAAAGAAACCAAAUUAGUUUUACAUUA
This is a messenger RNA of Phacochoerus africanus (Common warthog), 3971 nucleotides long. RefSeq names its product solute carrier family 1 member 3 (gene SLC1A3). Gene Ontology annotation, molecular function: L-glutamate transmembrane transporter activity; glutamate:sodium symporter activity; neutral L-amino acid transmembrane transporter activity. The transcript is spliced from 10 exons. The coding region runs from base 219 to 1847 and encodes 542 amino acids. The record is from RefSeq and is a predicted model, not a curated record. Gene Ontology annotation, cellular component: plasma membrane. Gene Ontology annotation, biological process: L-aspartate import across plasma membrane; D-aspartate import across plasma membrane; L-glutamate import across plasma membrane. Lineage: Eukaryota; Metazoa; Chordata; Mammalia; Artiodactyla; Suidae.